AUGUCUCGGCACUCGAAACAUUCCAAUGACCGGAUGUUCUUCACCGCUAAAGAGCGUGCAGAUGCCGGAUACUCGAAGACACGCAAGGAAGUGAUGGGCACCGACUGCUUCCUUCCAUUUGGCUUCUGUGGUCUCUCGCUGAAGGCCCCGAAGGAUCCAGUUGCAACGCCUGAUGGCCACAUCUUUGAUCGAGAAGCCAUCCUCGAAUGUCUCUUGCAACAGAAACUUGACAUCCAGGCGGAGCAGAAGAAGUUUGAGGAGCAGGAAAGAAGGCGUGAACAAAGACUUCAAUCAGCCGAGAAGGACGUGGAGCUGAAAGAGCUAGAGGCUUUCACAAGAGCCGAGCAAGGCCUGCUAUCUCAGGACCACAGGCACAAACGGGCCCUGGAACAGGCAGACACUGUACGGGAAGGCGUGCCCGAAAAAAAGCUUCGAAGGGGUGAACUUCUAGUUGUCGACAAGAGCCAGCUGAGAGCCAAAAGCUUUUGGACGAAGGAGUUUACACCCACAGCUGCUCCAACCGAAGUAAAGAAGGUUGAUGCAACCACCAAAUGUCCGACAACGGGCAAAAAGCUGAAGGUGAAGGAUCUCAUCCCUGUGAAGAUGGAAAUUGCGGACCAGAAGCUGAUGGACCAGGGAGGUGGAAAAGGCGUAUACUGCUGCGCUGUGUCCAAGAAUCCGAUAAUCCAUCAGCAGGCGCUCCUCCUGAAGCCCAGCGGAGUGGUGAUCCUGGAAAGCGUCUGGAAGGACAUCGUUAGCAAGGAGAUGAAGUGCCCUGUCACGGGCAAGAAGCUCCGAGGCGAGGAGGAUUUGCUCAAGUUAGAACGCGGUGGGUCUGGAUUCAGCGCUCACAACGACGUCGAAGCGAAGUCCUUCACAAUGAUCCGGAGCGCCAGUGGUGACAACCGCACGCAGCAAGGGCAUUUGCCCAGAGCGGGCUAUGCGGGACUUCACUGA
Messenger RNA from Symbiodinium pilosum, 957 nucleotides. Lineage: Eukaryota; Dinophyceae; Suessiales; Symbiodiniaceae. The record is from the annotation of a GenBank genome assembly.